Monoraphidium neglectum is the source of this 1233-nucleotide messenger RNA. RefSeq lists its product as hypothetical. NCBI's taxonomy places the organism in Eukaryota, Viridiplantae, Chlorophyta, Chlorophyceae, Sphaeropleales, Selenastraceae. The record is from RefSeq and is a predicted model, not a curated record. Bases 1 to 1233 code for a protein of 410 amino acids. The transcript is spliced from 8 exons.
AUGUUUAAGGGGUGGGUGGACUUCAACCUCAUCAACUCCCUCAACCGCCUCCCCGCGCAACGCCCGCCCUCCGCCGGCGGCGGCGACGCUUCCCCCGCCAACGAGACGCGCGUGUUCUGGAUCCUCACCAUCGUCACGCUCGCCGCCGCUGCCGCGUUCGCCCUGGGCAGCCUGCUGCUGUGGGUCGUGGGGCAGUGCGUGGCGCUGAGGACGAGGUCUGGCUUCAGGCAGCACGGGGUGCACGCGCUGGUGUGGCUGCCGACAGUCGUCAUUGCGCUGUCGGACUUUUUGAAGCUCGUCGUGCUGCAGAGCAUCAUCAACAAGCUGCGCUGGCAGCAAGCCUGGUACACCUUUGAGGCGGUGCGCGCAGAGGCCGGCAAACGCACAACCGACCAGCCGCCCUGCACGGAUGUCCGCAUUGCCAUCAUAGUGGCACUCAUAUCCGUCGGCUUUAAUACCCUGGUCUUUUACGCCCGCGAGCCUCGCCGCGUGCUGCCAAAGGCGUUGGCCAUAAUCCCGGCGGCAGUCCUGACGGCGCUGCUUUGGGUCAAGCCCGUCACGUCGAUGAUGGUUUGGGCGUUCUCGCAGCGCUUUUACACAGACAAGUGGGUGGCCGGUGUGGCGAGGGCCGGCCUGCUGCCCUGGGGUCAUGCUUGGCCGGCCCUCACGCCGCCGAUCCCCAGGGGCGUGUUCACCCUCAAGGCAGAGGAGAUAGUGGCGCUGCUGGCGCUCGUGCUGGCCAUCGGGUUCACCCUGGCCGUAGGCCUUGUGCUUGCAGACCUGAAGUUCAUUUCACGCCUCGUCAGCCGGCCCCUCGCGCUCUGCGGCUGCGCACCCCCUGCCUACUCGGACCCCGCCCCCACCAAGGCCGCUGCCGCCCCCGCCGUCGCCGACGAGGAGGCCGACGGCGGCCCGGGCGCAGCAGCGGCGCCGUCACCCGCGCCGCCGCCGCGCCGCCGCGGCUGGGCACUGUUCGGCGGCGCGGGGCGUCCGCCGCGCCGCGCGCGCACGCUGCGGCGCGCGCUCAAGGUGCUGUCCCUCCAAAUCAUGUUUUUGGGGCAGCUGCCCAUCGUCUUUGGCGUGCUGGCGCCCAUAGUGCUCGUCGGGUCCCUGGGGGUCUGGAAUUUCUGGGUUGCGAUCGACCUGAUCGUGGGGGCCGCGCUGCUCGCGCUGCUGCUGGUGCUGUGCGUGGUGCGGCGCUGCGGCGGCGGCGGCGACGUGUGGGUCGACUGA